Messenger RNA from Tricharina praecox, 1263 nucleotides. Its product is annotated as S-adenosyl-L-methionine-dependent methyltransferase. Bases 96 to 1076 code for a protein of 326 amino acids. NCBI's taxonomy places the organism in Eukaryota, Fungi, Ascomycota, Pezizomycetes, Pezizales, Pyronemataceae. The record is from RefSeq and is a predicted model, not a curated record. The transcript is spliced from 4 exons. Gene Ontology annotation, molecular function: methyltransferase activity.
UCGUUAUGUCGAGUACUCUACACUACUUAAUAUGGAGACCAUACCCCCCCCUCGAUGAGUGAGUCGGUCCUCACGCACGCGCGAAAUCCAUAACUAUGGCCUCCCUUCAGCCAGAUGCCUAUUCCGACCCAGCCGACUCGCAUAACCACUCGGAAUCUAUCGCUUUCGAGGACUCGCUCUAUUCCAGCGGAUCGGAAUCGUCGACGGCCUCACUUUCUUCGUCCGUCUUGGACUACGUGUAUGAGAAUGGCCGACGCUACCACGCAUUCCGCGCAGGCCAGUAUGCUCUUCCAAACGACGAGACGGAGCAGGACAGACUCGACAUGAUGCACCACAUCUACAGCAUGAUGCUCAGGGGAAGACUGCAUCUGGCGCCGAUACCGAAAGACGCCUCGCGGAUACUCGACAUUGGCACUGGAACUGGCAUUUGGGCUAUCGAUAUGGGGGACAGCUUUCCUGCGGCGCAAGUGAUCGGAGUGGACCUAUCACCCAUCCAGCCGAGCUGGGUUCCGCCCAACGUCCAGUUCGUCGUGGACGACGUCGAGUGCGAUUGGAUGUUUUCCGACGAUUCCUUCGAGUUCAUCCACAUCCGCAGCAUGCUGGGCUCCAUCAAGGACUGGCCUCGUUUGCUGAGCCAAUGCUACAGGUGCCUCAAGCCCGGCGGUUUCAUCGAGAUAGUCGAAGCGGCCGCGGGCAAGCUCCAAGCCGACGACGACACGUACACGCCGCAAUCGGCGAUAUGGCGAUACUACGAGCUGGUGAACCAAGCCGCCGCCAAGGCGGGGCGGUCAUUACAGCUAAUGAACCCGUCAAUACGCGAUCUCGUCACGACCGCGAACUUCGGCAGCUACAAGGAGACGGAGAUGAAGCUGCCGCUCGGCACCUGGCCCUCCGAUCGCAAGCUUAAGGAGAUGGGCGCCUGGUUCGCUCUCUCGACUCAGUCCGGCUUCUCGGCGUAUGGCCUUGCUCUGCUCACCCGCGUGCUCAAUAUGCCGUCAGAAGAGGUGUAUGCCCUGUUCGGGCAAUGCAACGUUGAGGUCAACAGCAAGAAAGUGCACGCUUACGGCAAUAUGUAAGUGCAAUCAAUCCGAGCCGCCUCGUUUGCACUCUCUGAUCUGGUCGGUGUAGAACAUUUGCUGUCGCGCGAAAGCCCAUGGCAUAGGUCGGCAACAUCCUCCGUCGUACCAAGUGGGGGGGAUAUAACAAGUGGGGGAAGGGGGCAAUAUACAAAUAGACUCGGCGGCGUCUGAGCAUAAACAUACA